This is a messenger RNA of Dothidotthia symphoricarpi CBS 119687, 1527 nucleotides long. RefSeq names its product glycosyltransferase family 15 protein. Gene Ontology annotation, molecular function: alpha-1,2-mannosyltransferase activity. The transcript is spliced from 5 exons. Gene Ontology annotation, cellular component: membrane; Golgi apparatus. NCBI's taxonomy places the organism in Eukaryota, Fungi, Ascomycota, Dothideomycetes, Pleosporales, Dothidotthiaceae. The coding region runs from base 1 to 1527 and encodes 508 amino acids. Gene Ontology annotation, biological process: protein N-linked glycosylation; cell wall mannoprotein biosynthetic process. The record is from RefSeq and is a predicted model, not a curated record.
AUGGGGUUCAUACAAGAUUUGACGAGGAAGCUGCCGUCUUCGCAAGAUGGCCUGGACACGUUGGACGAUAUGUCGCGCCGAGCAGAAAAACUGUCUCCGCGAUUAUCCUUCUUUCGCCGGCGGAUACGACUAAAGGGGAACUCGUCCGUCUCAAUACCGCUGGGCCUGGUCCUGCUGUUCCCAUGUCUUGUCAUAAUAUUGAUUCUGGUCCUCUUUGUGCGGUCGCCAGACUCGCAAGGCAUCAUGAACAUGCCCGCUGGCACUCCGCCAUCAAUACGAAAGAUAAGCGACAAGUACGAUAAGCCAUUCGCAAUCGGAUGUCUCGAACCCCAAGUGAACGGGCCCCGCGCCAACGCUGCAUUUGUUGUCCUAGCGAGAAAUAAGGAGCUGGAGGGCGUCAUACAGUCGGUCAAGUCGAUCGAGAGGCAUUUCAAUCGAUGGUUCCACUACCCCUACGUCUUCCUCAACGAUGGCGACUUCAACCAGACGUUCAAGGAUACCAUACUGAAUCACACCAGCGGAACGGUGGAGUGGGGUAAGAUCUCGGCGGAGCAUUGGGGCUUCCCGGACUGGGUUGAUCCAGCAGUUGCAAAAGAGGGAAUCGCAAAACAGGGUGAUCGGGCAAUCAUGUACGGUGGUAUGGAAAGCUACCAUCACAUGUGUCGCUUCUACUCCGGCAACUUCUACAAACACGAAUUACUGCAGAAGUACGAGUGGUAUUGGCGUCUUGAACCAGAAAUCAAGUAUUUCUGCGACAUCACCUAUGACCCUUUCCAGCACAUGAUUCGGCACAACAAAACAUACGGCUUUACUAUUGCCGUGAAGGAGCUGCGAGAGACCGUUCCAAACAUCUUUCGAUAUGCUGCAGCUUACAAGAGGAUGAAUAACAUUACCUCUCAGGGGCUCUGGGAGAUGUUCGUCGAGAAGCCAAAAGAGGAGGAUGAGAAGAAGCCCCCAAAGACCGACACUAAGCACAAGAAGCCUCUUCCUCAAGAGAUUCUCAACUCGGAACCUGGAGCUUUGCCGGAGAUUGACCCUGAAGCAAUGGAGGGUGAAUCGUACAACAUGUGUCACUUCUGGAGCAAUUUUGAAAUCGCGAGACUGGACUGGUUCCGGAGCAAGGAGUACAAUGAUUUUUUCGAGCUGAUGGACCGUAGUGGCGGUUUUUGGAUGGAACGAUGGGGAGAUGCACCGAUCCACUCUCUUGCCGCUGGAGCCCUUCUUGGCCCUGCAGAUAUCCACUAUUUCCGCGACUUCGGCUAUCGACACACGACCAUCCAGCAUUGUCCAGCCAACGCGCCUGCGCGCCAACUACCCAGAGAACCCUAUCUGGAGUUAACGACUCUGGACGAAAAGAAGCGUAUUGAAGAGGACGAGUACUGGGCGAGUCCAGAUCCUGUCAAAGAAAAUGGUGUCGGGUGCCGUUGCAAGUGUGAUACCGAUGUCGUGGACGUAGAAGGCAAGGAGGGGUCUUGUCUUGCGGAAUGGGUAGAGGUCGCUGGUGGCUGGGCGACUCCCGGCCUAUGA